AUGAAACCGGCGGGCGGCCGCGGCGGCUGGGGCUGGGGUGGCGGCAAGGGAGGCGGCAAAGGAGGUGACGCGGGCUCGGGGGGCAAAGGAGGCUUCGGGGCGCGCACGCGCGGCUUCAGCGGCGGCGGCCGGGGCCGGGGGCGCGGCGGCGGCGGCGGUGGCGGCGGCGACAGCAGGGACCGCGGCGGAGGCGGGCAGCGGCGCGGCGGCCCGGCCAGGAACAAGAGCCGCCGCAGGAAGGGCAUCACCGUGUCGGUGGAGCCGCAUCGGCACGAGGGCGUGUUCAUCUACCGCGGUGCCGAGGACGCGCUGGUCACCCUGAACAUGGUGCCGGGCGUCUCGGUGUACGGGGAGAAGCGCGUCACGGUGGUGGAGAAUGGCGAGAAGCAGGAGUACCGCACGUGGAACCCCUUCCGCUCCAAACUGGCCGCCGCCAUCCUGGGCGGCGUGGACCAGAUUCACAUCAAGCCCAAGUCCAAAGUGUUGUACCUGGGCGCCGCCUCGGGAACCACGGUCUCUCACGUCUCCGACAUCAUCGGGCCCGACGGCCUGGUCUAUGCGGUUGAGUUUUCCCACCGCGCUGGCCGCGAUCUGGUCAACGUAGCCAAGAAACGCACCAACAUCAUCCCGGUACUGGAAGAUGCCCGGCACCCGCUCAAGUACCGCAUGCUCAUCGGAAUGGUGGACGUGAUCUUCGCCGACGUAGCCCAGCCAGACCAGUCCCGCAUCGUGGCGCUGAACGCCCACACCUUUCUGCGCAACGGAGGCCACUUUCUCAUUUCCAUCAAGGCCAACUGCAUCGACUCCACAGCGUCUGCGGAAGCUGUGUUUGCUUCCGAGGUGAGGAAGCUGCAACAGGAGAACUUGAAACCUCAGGAGCAGCUAACGCUGGAGCCCUACGAGAGGGACCACGCUGUGGUCAUCGGGGUCUACCGGCCCCCUCCCAAGAGCAGCAGCAAGUAG
Peromyscus eremicus (cactus mouse) is the source of this 963-nucleotide messenger RNA. It is a transcript of the gene Fbll1, whose product is annotated as fibrillarin like 1. The transcript has a single exon. Gene Ontology annotation, molecular function: histone H2AQ104 methyltransferase activity; RNA binding; rRNA methyltransferase activity. The record is from RefSeq and is a predicted model, not a curated record. NCBI's taxonomy places the organism in Eukaryota, Metazoa, Chordata, Mammalia, Rodentia, Cricetidae. Gene Ontology annotation, biological process: rRNA methylation; box C/D sno(s)RNA 3'-end processing. Gene Ontology annotation, cellular component: box C/D methylation guide snoRNP complex; Cajal body; nucleolus. The coding region runs from base 1 to 963 and encodes 320 amino acids.